Molecule: messenger RNA, 4568 nt
Organism: Scylla paramamosain (green mud crab)
Lineage: Eukaryota; Metazoa; Arthropoda; Malacostraca; Decapoda; Portunidae
Product: zwei Ig domain protein zig-8-like
Exons: 7
Coding region: 802-1731 (309 amino acids)
Biological process (GO): synapse organization
Cellular component (GO): neuron projection membrane
Source: RefSeq, a predicted model, not a curated record
CAAAGAAUAUUAAUAAUGUAAAACCUUCGUAAAUUAUGAGGCGCUCCCUGAGGCGUAAUUAUUUGUUUAUUAGCCUCGUUCCCUCAGUCACCUGCUGGUAACGUGGCAUUUAUCUCCUUCUUCCACCUGCCCCAUGCACCUGCCUCCUCUCCUCGAGGACCCACGCGGGACCUGCCACCGGUGCUUCGCCAGUAGGUUGAAGUAUACACCGUUUUUUUUUUUUUUCUUCCAUUGAGGGUUUGCCUUACCUCUUACUUUACAGACUGCUUCAGUCUAUUGUUGUGUUUCAGAGUUCGAUAUAUUCCACAAUGGAGAUUGCAAGUAAAUUGUUGUGUCGUUGUGUGGUGCAUUAGGGUGUUAGAGUGUGUUGGUGGUGUGGCAGAUGUUGGUGAGGCCUAAGUCAUUUGUGGCCAGACUAGAUGAACAUGGCACUCUCACUAGUGUCAGAGUGCGGGAGUCUGCUAUUCCAGGUGGUGGUGAGGGGCUGUAGCUCUGCUAUCCAUACUAGAUAGGUUCAGCAGGCGAGAGAAGGCUGCCGGGGCGGGGUGCGCGGCGCGGGGCCUCGUGUCCUGUCGUGUGUCAGCCUGUUGCUGCAGUCGCAGGCAGACCCCGCAAGGGUCUGGGAUCCCCGCCGCUCAGCCUCCCGCGUCUCUGCCUUCGCCUCUUCUUCACCGGGAGUUUGACUCAGACUCUCAGGGUUCCCCAGGCGCCCAAAGUCACUUAUAAAAUCGUAUAGAAGCAGCAAGAAACCAGUAAAAAAAAUCUGUUUGUGAAGUUUCGGCGAGUGUGACAGGACGGACGAUGGUGGGCGAGUGCAGGGCGCUGGGCGUAGUGGUGGUGGUGACCGUCCUGGCUCACCUGGCCGACAGCGAUCCAGGCUUGGAGUCAUCAGGGGGCAACAUGAGCGAGCUUGAUCCUGAGCCUUCCAUCGAUCCCUCCACCCCUCGCCGCGUCCGGGCCUUCGCGGGCACGACGGUCUUCAUGCCCUGUAUUGUCAACAACCUGGGCCAGCGCUCGGUGUCUUGGGUGCGUCACCAUGACAUCCACGUGCUGACGGUUGGGCGCUUCACCUUCACCAGUGACGGCAGGUUUGAGGCUCACCACGACGACGGCAGCAACGAGUGGCUCCUGAGGCUGAGAUCACCAGCGAUAAGUGACUCUGGAAUCUACGAGUGCCAGAUCAAUACUAAACCUACGAUCACCCACUUGACGACGCUGCAUGUGCUCGAGCCUCACGCAGUGGUCACGGCGGGGCGGGAGCUGUUCCUGGACACGGGCUCCACGCUGCGCCUCACCUGUAGGGUGCGCGACGCCCCUGCACCUGCCGAGCACCUCCUUUGGUACCACGAGAAGAAGGAAACCAGGAAGGGGACGGAAGAGGUGGAGGUGAGCGUGUGGGAGGAGAAGCACUCCACGAUCAGCAGCCUCACCCUGCGGGACGCCCAGGUGGACGACUCGGGCCUCUACACGUGCAGCCCCUCCAACGCCAAGCCCGCCUCCAUCAUGGUGCACGUGCUGAGCGGUGAACAGUCGGCGGCCAUGCAGACAAGCGCGGCGUCACGGUGUGUGCUGUGCAGGGCGUCACGCACACCAACCCAUGUCUACCCCACGCCCCUUCCAUGCCUCUUACUACUGCUCGCUUCCUUCCUGCUGGGUGGCCGCCUACCGAUGUUUGUCCUCUUUCUGCUCCCCGUCGUUACCCUCGGGGUCUUCAUGCAGCUGGCGUCCUGAGGGGCAGCGCGGGGAGCGGAGGUUCCCGUUGUGGCACCUCUUCCCCUCUAAGCGGCGCCAAUCACCUCGUUGCUACGGCGCCAUGAAAUCAAUCACUCAAUCAACUUCACCGCUCAUCGGCUGAAGCAGGAGCAUGUGUGUUAGGAAGGAACUAUAACAUUCGUAGCGAUGUUUAGGGUACAUGGCGCAGCGAUCGGUGGAACUUUGGCCCGUCAUUUUGCCUUAUCGCUGGGCCUCGCGUGCAUCAGAAGUAAUUCGCAGCCCACCGUGAAUUGAGUGAUGUGUAAUGAGUAUUGAGUGAUUUGAUGUUUCUUGCAUCCUGAAAAGAGGAACAGAGUGCGGAGUGGGCGUCUUGUGCAAGUUGUAGCGGGAUAAAGGUUGGCAGGGCGAGGUGCGGCGGUUUGCGGUGCCCUCAUCUUUAAAGCAACAUUGAAAAUCAUAUGCAGAACACUACUUACAAAUUAAGUCUCGCAAAACUCUUUUUUUUUUUUUUCACGCCAUUUAUAACAUUCUGAGGCGCAGUGAUGUGGUCUCUUAGAGUUACAGCAAGACGAGGGAAGGAGCUGCGUGCCUCCCUGCGGUGACUACGACUUGCAGGGCGACGUGUCAAGCAGCAGUGGCGGAGGGGCGUCCACUAACGGUGGUGUGGUGGCGGAGGGCGGAUGGCAGAUGGAGGUAGCUAAGGUGGAAGGAAAGGUUGGCAGCUUUGCAAGGCUGGUGGGGAAAAAUCAUAAAAAAAAAAGUAAGGACAGCUUUAGUGCGGCUGAUGAAAAUUAUGGCAGGCUGAAGUUGGUAAACCGCUAUUUUUUUCGUAAACAGAGAGUGGCCUUCAGAGAGUGAUGUUCCCGCUUUGGUAAUGGAUACUGUGUAUUAUGAUAAGACACUUAAGGGAACUUUGUGUAGAGACUUAGCAGUGUUGUGUGUAUCCCAGACACCUGUGUACUCCUGGGCGUCGCCUGUGUGCUGCGUAGCACGGCAUGCAGCAGAUGCUGUGUCACUACUGCAGUGGGAGACCAUCCACACCUCUGGUGAGACAGUUGUACAUGUACUGUAUGCAAAACGAGUCCCCGCGAUGCUGCACCUAUGACGGGAUGGCAGAAGAGACCUUGCAGUAGUGCGUGCUCGUAUAGUCACACUGAGGAAAGUGAACCCACGUCAGGGUUCCUCUUCCGUGAUUUCCGAGAUCGUUGUUUACACACUCUGAAUGGUUUUUGUGUUCAUUUGUGGUGGUGAAGUUGUUCACUCACUUUAUACUACUUGGUAAUUUUGUAUCUGCAUGUGUUUGUGAUACACGCCAAUGUGUGGGUGGAGCGUGCUGCUGACGACCGCGAUGAAGAACGAGUGGACGAAAGCGUGUCCUACCCAAGUGUUGAGCUCCUGUCAGCUAAUCAAACAUGAAACAGUGCCUCUCUUGAGCUCUCAAGUUUUUAUAACCUCUCCAAUUCAUAUGUUCCACAUUGAGUGGACCUAUCUCAUAUUCCUUGAGUCCUUUUGCAAUCCUUCAUUUUCCUUGCAGGGAUUAAACUGAUCUUCUACGAGGCCGCAGAUCUCCAUUGCUUGUGUUGAUCUGUCAAAACUCUCGUUUCUCAGUAUUCUUUGUUGAUCUUCAAGCUAACUCUUCAGAUUUAAAGUUUCUCGGGACAGGAGGCGUGUGAAGGUUGUUGAAAUAACUGACAAAUAAUCAUUAUAAGUGGACCAACACCCAUGACGGGAUAAACACACAUUGUACUCCCGCCCAUCGACAGUCACGCGUAGACCAUGAAAAACAACACAAACCCACGAGUAUUAGGUAAGCUCUGCAAACUUUUCAUAGAAGUCCGUAAACAAGCUCCCUCAUUUCAUCGUCGUCAUAUUAUGACAUUUUUAUUGCGGUGACAAAACAUCAGUUGGUCAGUGAAUCACUGAAUCUCUCGUCUCCUUAUCGACCCACGUUACUAGCUCAGUUGCUGAACGUGCAAGUCCUAUUCCUGCACUACAUUCCUGUGUGUGUGUGUGUGUGUGUGUGUGUGUGUGUGUGUGUGUGUGUGUGUGUGUGUGUGUGUGUGUGUGUGCUGAGCACAUUACAGGGAAGAGAAUGUAGAGGAUUGUCUAGUCGCUGGGCGGGGAUAUGACGCCGUAUUCAUCGUAAAAUAUAUUCACAUAUACGUAGAAGAGAGGUGAGAGUGAGACCACCAUGUGUCUUCUCUUAAACGAAUUACGCUAGUUCCUACUUUGGUGCGGUCUCUUAAUUGACGGGUGAGAUGGAAAGGCACGACCUACAGUGAUCCAUUCUCUUCAUUUAUCAAUUCGUUACUGUGCCUGACCCAUAUCAAUUUUUAUAAAUUAAUUUGUAAAGAUUUCAGUCAGUAUCAUUGCCGGGGUGGUGUGUGUUGUGAAGUUACCCAUGCUGUGAGCCUCUCGAGGGCUGUAAUUAUAACUUUUAAACAGUUGUUUUUACUGUACUUCUCCCGCAGAGAGAGAGAGAGAGAGAGAGAGAGAGAGAGAGAGAGAGAGAGAGAGAGAGAGAGAGAGAGAGAACCGUCAAGGAUUAUUGAAAGAAUAGCAAAACAAAUCAUGAAAAAAGCUAGCUUUUUUCAUAUGUAUAAAAAUGAGGACAGAAAUAACGAACAGAAUUGCAAAUGUUGUUUAGGCGCACUUUUAGCUAAUAUGAGUAAGAUGGCGCAUGCGUAAUCAGUACUACUUAGCAAGUUCCAUAGGCACAAAGAGAAAGUGCCAGGCAGGACCAUUAGGGAGUGAUUGGAGUGUUCGUCUGUUCAUAUUUGCAUAAAUUUUCUUGACUGUCUAGGUAAGUGAUGUAUCUUACUUCUAGAAAAUAUACUGUAAAAUUAUGGUUUAAA